AUGGCGGCUCCUGGAGUCGGACCGCGAGAUCUUAUCCGCCGAGUCAGUGCGGACUCGAAUGUUGAAACAACUGUCGAUUCGGCUCAAGGAAUGUUGAUGGCGAGCGAGUUAGGGACGCCAAUCCAAGAAGCGCAAUCAUCGACUAUCGACUCCGACGCACACCCGCAAGAUGAGCCGGCUCUCCUGUUGGAACCAUUCGUAGUUCCCCCGAGCUGGCUGCAGAAGAGUCUACUUUCUUUUGAUGGAGGAGGAAUUCGAGGAUAUGCCAGUUUGCUCAUGCUUAGGGCGCUGAUGGUACACAUUGGCCGUAUUGAACUCGGACAUACUAAACCGCAUAACUCAAGCUAUCAGCCAUGCGAAAGGCCGGAGUCCCCGAAACUGAAAACUCGGGCCACUGAUAUCGAUGAAAGCUCUCUCAUUGAGUAUCUGCCUUGCCAUUACUUUGGUAAUUACUUUCCCAAUCAAAUCUCUUCAGUGUUAAUGAUGCUAGACUAUAUUGCCGGUACAAGUACGGGAGGACUUAUUGCAACUAUGCUGUCUCGGUGGCGAAUGUCGGUCAAAGAAUGCAUCACACAGUACGAAAUUGUUGGUAGCAGGGUGUUUAAUACCAAGUGGCGUCUCAGCGUCCUUGGGUUUCCCAGAUCGAAGCAUAGCAAAAAGCCCUUGAAAGCAGCUAUAAAGUCGCUUGCGGACGAGAAGACGGUGACGAUUCCCGGGCAAUCUCCAACGUCAGAGUUUGAGUACGGAAAGUUCCCGGCACCUCCAGAUCUGUGUCGCACUAUUGUCUUUGCAAUUCGAAAAGGCAAAACUACAAGAAAUCCCAAUGAGUCUACCAAAAAGGCUAGACCUGCAGAUGGCACAUACUUGUUCAGAUCGUAUAAGCCCGUUCCGAUUGAUCCGUACAAUCCACCCCGGAACUAUGGAGUAGACAUAAAUAUCAAAAUUUGGAAGGUAUGCCGCGCUACCACAGCAGCUCCGUCUUAUUUUGAUUCUCAGAGAAUCGGCGACGACGAAUUUUGUGAUGGCGGAGCCGGGGUAAACAACCCGACUGCGGAAGCUCUAGAAGAAAUGUUCCGCCUCCACAAAACCAAUGUUGAAAUUGCAGCGAGCUUUGGAACCGGAAGAUGGUGGCCACCAUCCAUGUUCAGAGAGGGAAACAACAAAGGAGUAGGCAGACUGCAUAUCGGAACAGCACUGGGACAAGUUCAUCGACUUCUGAAGAAUGCCAAGGGAGCACUUACGGAUUCCCAGACGACACACCAUCAUAUCCAGAAUACGGCACGCCUCUUGGAGGAUACUGACAAAGCGUUCAAAUACUACCGAUUCAACGUUGAAGAGCGUCUCGGGAAAGUUAAAAUGGAUGAAUGGAAAGAUCGGAGGGACGAUGGUGACGGUGGAAAGUGCAGUACGUUGGAAUACAUAAAAAAGUGCACCGACGAGGAAUUAAGCAAGGAAGAAGUACAGGCGCAACUGGAAGCGUUAGCAACUAUACUUGUUGCACAAAGAAGAAAGAGAAUAACAGACGACCCGGAUAUGUGGGCGCGAUUUGCCACUUGUGUUCGAUACAAGUGUGUUGCUGAUAAUUGUCGAGUCGAUGGCAAGAUUAGUUAUUUCAGUCUUCGCAGAGAAUUGAGACAACAUCUCCUCACGGUGCAUAGCACACCGCCACAAUCGAUGGAAGCCGAGCUUGACCAACGUCGACAAUGGCCAGACUUUCCUACAGGUCCUUUCUGA
This is a messenger RNA of Hyaloscypha bicolor E, 1734 nucleotides long. Its product is annotated as FabD/lysophospholipase-like protein. NCBI's taxonomy places the organism in Eukaryota, Fungi, Ascomycota, Leotiomycetes, Helotiales, Hyaloscyphaceae. The record is from RefSeq and is a predicted model, not a curated record. Gene Ontology annotation, cellular component: membrane. The transcript has 4 exons. The coding region runs from base 1 to 1734 and encodes 577 amino acids. Gene Ontology annotation, biological process: arachidonate metabolic process.